Molecule: messenger RNA, 2498 nt
Organism: Zonotrichia leucophrys gambelii
Lineage: Eukaryota; Metazoa; Chordata; Aves; Passeriformes; Passerellidae
Gene: S1PR4
Product: sphingosine-1-phosphate receptor 4
Exons: 4
Coding region: 583-1788 (401 amino acids)
Biological process (GO): adenylate cyclase-activating G protein-coupled receptor signaling pathway; regulation of metabolic process
Cellular component (GO): plasma membrane; cytoplasm
Molecular function (GO): sphingosine-1-phosphate receptor activity
Source: RefSeq, a predicted model, not a curated record
CUGGAAUCCCUCAGCUGGUGGAAGCUGCCUGCACAGAUCAUGCCAGAAUUCAGCUGUGGGUAGAAGAGGCUGCAUUUCCUGCGGCUGUAGAUGGACACCUGGGUCUCAAAGAGCUUGCUGGCAGGUGCAGAGAGCUGCCCAGCACAGGAGGGAUCUGCUCCAAAAUCACUCCAGGGAAGACUAGGGGAGAAAAACAGGGAUAAACCCCUGUAUCAAUACUCACCCCAGGCAGUGUGCAGCUGACAUCACCCAGUCAGGGGCCACCAGGAAGCCCCCACAGUACCCAUGCUCUACGAUCUUCAGGUAGAAGCCUCACUUGUUUUGCACGAGGAGCUGUCCCCACUACCUGCACCGUGCUGGGCCUCAGAUGAGGAGCUGGAGAGCAUUGCUGAACCUCCCUGGGGCAGCAAGAGCCUCCCACAAGCCAUGGCAGUGCUGCAGGGCUGGCAGACAGGGCUCUGACUCUCCCCUCCGUUGAGCAGGGCUGGCUGCAGCCCUCAAACAGAGGAUCUGCUCUGCUCCAAGCCUCACCUGACCCUUCCUGCAUCGAGCACCCGCUGAGUGCAGACCCAGGCUCAGAAGAUGGCUGCUCCAGUGCUGAGCUGGCUGGUGAAUCGCUCCCUCCUCCUUCCCCUGGACUCUGCUCACCUGCUUACCCCCAAAGCCUCCUGCCUGCAGCUGGCUGCCACCGGGAACAUCAACAUCAUCCUGCAGCACUACAACUUCUCGGGCAAGCUCAGCAAGCGCCACUCCGCCGACGAGGGCAUGGGGCCUCUGCGCACGGCCUUCGUCGCCAUCAGCUGCCUCAUCAUCGUGGAGAACCUGCUGGUGCUGCUGGCCGUGCUGCGCUGCCUGCGGGGCCGCCGCUGGGUCUACUCCUGCAUCGCCAGCAUCACCCUCAGUGACCUCCUGGCGGGCAUCGCCUACCUCUGCAACCUCUGCCUGUCGGGCAGCAAGACCUUCCAGCUGUCCCCUCAGCUCUGGUUCCUCAGGGAGGGCAUCCUCUUCGUGGCUUUGGCCGCCUCCACCUUCAGCCUGCUGGUGACGGCGGUGGAGCGCUACAGCGCCAUGGUGAGGCCCAUCGCGGAGAGCGAGGCCAGCAAGACGCUGCGGCUGCGCGGCCUCAUCGCGGCCUGCUGGCUGCUGGCCCUCGCCAUCGGCCUGCUGCCCAUGCUGGGGUGGAACUGCCUCUGUGAUUUCCAGGCCUGCUCCGUGCUCCUGCCGCUCUACUCCAAGAAUUAUAUCCUGUUUUCUGUGGUGAUGUUCAGCGUGAUCCUCCUGGGGAUCAUCGGGCUCUACAUCUCCAUCUUCCUCCUGGUGCAGGCCAGCUCCAGGCAAAGCUGCUCGCGGAAUGGCCGCCGGCGCUCGCUGCGCUUGCUGAAGACGGUGCUGAUGAUCCUGGGGGCUUUCAUCGUGUGCUGGAGCCCUCUCUUCGUGCUGCUGCUCUUGGAUGUGUUCUGUGACACCGGGGCCUGCAACCACCUGCGCAGCCUGGACUGGACCCUGGCUCUGGCGCUGCUCAACUCGGGCAUCAACCCCGUCAUUUACUCGCUGCGCAGCGUGGAGGUUCGCCGGGCCGUGGGCAGCCUGCUGUGCUGCUGCUGUGUCAGGGCUGGGCUCUGCAGGCCUGGCAGCUGCGUGACCAUCUCAGACAUCAACUCUGGUUCCUCCACGGAGAGCUCCCUGCGCUGCCGGGACAGCUUCCGAGGCCCCACGGCCCAGAGCGCUCGGCCCAGGGCGCCUCUGUCCAGCAACUCCAGCAUGAUGAGCAAUCUGCCCAGCCUGUGAGGGGAAAAGAGGUGCCAGACAGCCCCCGGGAGCUCAUGGGGCUGCUCCUGGCCUGGCAGGGCUGUAGCGAGGCUGAGCAGUUGUGAACUGCACCACCAGACUGGUGCAGCCCAGGGACAGAGAUUGCUCCUAGAUUUGAGUGAAAGACACAGGGACAUUUCGGGAUGGAUGCUGUGCUGGGACAGCUGCAGUGCUCAGGUUUUGUAUGUGAGCUUUGGGUGUGCAGAGGUGCUGUAGCUGCCCACCUGAGGGUGUUUUGUCCCAUAGGAUGGAUUUCCCCAACCAGGUGGCCCUUCCAAGGCUUUGGAAUUCUUUUGGACCUUCUGUGAUGGGCACAGCUGGUGGGAAGGAAUGCAAGCUUGAUGUCCUUCCCAGCCUGAGGAUGGCAGAGAGCUGCAGCCACAGCCCAGACUCUCCCCAGGGUGCAGACUGGGCACUGAGCCAGGACAAAUGCUGUGACCAAGCUGCAGUGACAGGGCUGGCACUGGCACGGGCACAAGGAGGUGCCCAGAGGGACUAGGGAGCCUGGUGCCAUCCUGAGCAUGAAGACACAGCCAGUUUGUGCCUCAGAUCCCUGCUCUUCUGUUCUCCCAUGUGGGGAAUAACCAGAGCAGCACCCAAAUGCCUCCUCUCACGGUGCCAGAAGGACACAGAAGCACUGGGGACUCACAGUGCUGGCCCAGCCCCUGUGCAGGAGCUGAGCGUGCAGC